Xenopus laevis (African clawed frog) is the source of this 867-nucleotide messenger RNA. Its product is annotated as protein XA-1-like. The coding region runs from base 115 to 768 and encodes 217 amino acids. Lineage: Eukaryota; Metazoa; Chordata; Amphibia; Anura; Pipidae. The transcript has 5 exons. The record is from RefSeq and is a predicted model, not a curated record.
AUUUUUACACGGGGCGUAGACAAUGAAGAGCUUUAAAAGCCGCCUGUGGCUGCCUCUUUACACAAAGCAAACCUGCUUCUCUCAUUUGAAGAGUAUCUGAAGGGAUUUCCAGCUAUGCUCUGCUACGUUCUGCUGCUCGCCCUAGUGGCCCAGGGCUGGAGCCACCCUCCUGGAAAGCCAGGAGAUGAAUCAUCAGUCGCCAGGCCUCGUCCUCCUCCACCACCUAAAGGCACCGGCCUUCUUCCUCCUCCUCCUCCUCCACCACCUAAAGGCACCGGCCUUCCUCCUCCACCACCUAAAGGCACCGGCCUUCCUCCUCCUCCACCACCAAAAGGCUCCGGCCUUCCUCCACCUGUCAGCCACGACCUGAACAACCCACUGGGACACCCUGAGGAGCUCAGGACUGGAGCACCCUUACCUCCAAGAAAUUCACCCAAGGAACCUGAGCAUGGCAGACAUAAGAGACACCUUCAUCAUGGGAAUGUUGCCCCUACUGAUGUCCCACAUCACACAGGAAUCCACAGUGACAGUGGUGAAAUAAGCCAUCCUCCCAGACUAAACCACAACAAACCCGAGCAUGGAAGACAUAGUAAAGAUCUUCACCAUGGGAAAGCUCGCCCUACUGGGGUCCCUCAUCAUACAGGAGAUUCCAACAGUGGUGAAAUAAGCCACCCUCCCAGACCAAACCAAUCCGCCUUCACCCACAAUGACAAGUCAAGUGAAGAAAAGAAAAAGGAACAUGGUCGUAAGAAAGGCAAGAAGCAUUAGAAAACAUUAUGACAAGAAAAACCAAGAGCAUACCAAGCUGAUUGGAUGAAUAUAUUAUUUACAGUUAUGCAAAUACCAAUAAAAUCAUGCUAAAUAUUC